This is a messenger RNA of Sphaeramia orbicularis (orbiculate cardinalfish), 677 nucleotides long. RefSeq names its product fatty acid binding protein 10b, liver basic (gene fabp10b). Bases 213 to 605 code for a protein of 130 amino acids. NCBI's taxonomy places the organism in Eukaryota, Metazoa, Chordata, Actinopteri, Kurtiformes, Apogonidae. Gene Ontology annotation, molecular function: lipid binding. The record is from RefSeq and is a predicted model, not a curated record. The transcript has 5 exons.
AAAUGGAAACACCCAAGUACAAGAGAGUCUUUGAGAACCUGCAACCCACAACAUUUGACAUAUUUUGUUUGCAAACUGACUGGAAUUGUUGAAUAACUGACCAGACAUUUCAGUUCAAAUAACAGGGAGUUUUCAGUCCCCAACAUACCAACCAGCAGCAAGGAUGAUGGGAUUAUGACAACAAGGACAACAAACACCCUCAGGCAGGCGACAUGACCAGCAACAUGGACUUCUCUGGCACCUGGAAGGUUUAUUCUGAAGAAAACUUGGAUGAAUUUCUGAAAGCAGUUGGUGCUCCUGAAAUGAUUGCCAAAAUGCGUAAAGACAUCAAACCAGCAAUAACAAUCGAACAGAAUGGCAAAGACUUCACCUUCACUGUAAAGACACCACUCCGCACUUGUGUCAACACAGUCAGCAUCGGCAAAGAGUCGGAAGUAAUUGCAGUGGAUGGCAGGAAGUUUAAGUGCACUGUCAGGGAGGAAAAUGGGAAGCUGAUCACAGACUGUGAGAAAUUCACCUCUGUCCGAGAGAUCCAAGGAGAGGACAUGGUGGAGACAAUCACUGCUGGCUCUGUAACGUUCAUCAGUAGAAGUAAACGAGUCUAAUUCAAAGCUGACACCUCAUGGAUCUUCUCAAAGAUGAUUAAUAAAGCUAAAUAUAUGCAUCAAUAAAUGUGU